This is a messenger RNA of Hippoglossus stenolepis (Pacific halibut), 3307 nucleotides long. RefSeq lists its product as uncharacterized. Gene Ontology annotation, biological process: lipoprotein metabolic process; lipid transport. The record is from RefSeq and is a predicted model, not a curated record. The coding region runs from base 918 to 3050 and encodes 710 amino acids. Gene Ontology annotation, molecular function: lipid binding. The transcript has 22 exons. NCBI's taxonomy places the organism in Eukaryota, Metazoa, Chordata, Actinopteri, Pleuronectiformes, Pleuronectidae. Gene Ontology annotation, cellular component: extracellular region; membrane.
CCCCGCUCUUCUCAUUGUGUUGUUGUGUAGUUUGUGUUUGUACCGGCGACUGUGCGACGUUGUUUAAGAGCGAGACACCAAACUGCGUUCAGAAUUCUGCCAAUUUAAAGUUUCGUUGUCGUUUGCGAACUAAAACAUUUACUGAAGAACUCAGAAACCUGUCGCCGGACAUUUGGAUUCACGUUGUUAAAUUCGUCUCCUUCACUUUCACCAGAAACUCACGUGUAGCGUCACGUUUGAACUUUUGUUGGUCGCUGCCUGUACAACUCUCUGCCACUAGCCGGACGCUAAGGCGCAACCACGUGACGCGUCAGAUAAAGUGACAAUCUAACCAAAACCUGUUCGUACGAAGGACGCAAGUUCAGCCGAUUCUUUCAGGAACACCCGAGUUUACACUUCAUCGCUAAAAAUACACCUGACGACGUUUGUAACGCUUAAAAUGUGUGUAAUACUUUAUAUUGCUAAAUAUUUGAACGGAGUUUGGUUCCUGGGCCAGUCAGGAAAAAAGUUAGGAUACUAUUACACUGAAAACUUUAAUUUUGGUUUAGUUAAAAUCACAAGUUUAGUUAAAAACAUUGAGCCGAUUUUUACAGUAACACAAAAUAACACACAGCUUUAAAACAACAUAACUAUGAAACAUCUUGAACUUUUCAUAUAUCUGCAGUUUAUAUUUUAUAUUUAAUUGAAAUCAUGUUGAGAUGUUUUUAUUCAGGCAGAACUGAGUUUAUGCCUUUUUCUCAACAGUCAAAGUACUGGUUGUAUCUUAAAUGGCCAACAUAUUGAACAGUUUGGUUUUGACUGCUCUAAAACACUAUAAUGCUGAUAAUCACUGCAAUGUUCACACAGCUGCCAGUUUAUAUGAAUUAAAAUCAUGUUUUCUUCUCUUCCUCAUGUAAAACACUUCAUGUAUCGUAGCAAUGCACAUGUUCAGAAGAGAAAAAGGCUCCACAGCCCAAACGCCAGCGGUGCCACCAAGACCCAGCAAGGAGGAGCUGGAUCAUCCCGUCGCACACAGCCGGAACCCGGAGGAUCCAGAGACGACCGCAGCGUCACAGGAAAACAACAAUGAGGUCAAACAGGAACUGAACCCAAAGACCAAGAGGACGGGGGUGAUGGGGGUGAUGCAGCAGGUCAACCCCUUCAAGUCGAGCUCACAGGUUCCCUCCCGAGUCAACAAAGCUCCGUCGUCUGAGUCACUGGAGCAAGAACCCGACUCCACUCAGAGCGCUGGCGUGCUGAAGGGAGCCCUGCAGAAGGUCAACCCGUUCAGAUCCAGCUCCCAGGUUCCUAAAGCUCCUUCUGCCGAGUCCCUGGAACGAGUCCCCGCAUCCAAUCAGAAUCCUGGUGUGUUGAAAGGAGUCAUUCACAAAGUCAACCCCUUCAAGUCUUCAGCUCAGAUGCCAAAAAGUGAUCCUCAGGUCGACUGCACCGACCCACCAGAGGCUGGAAGAGAGGUUCAGGCCAAACAGAAUCCAGGGAUGAUUUCAGGAAUGAUGCAGAAAGUGAAUCCUUUCAAAUCCUCACAGCCAAAGGAACCUCUUCACGGUGACCUCUCCUCCAGCAGCGGAAGCUUAACAGACACUAACAACUUACCAGACAAACAGAACCCAGGGAAGUUCAAGGGGAUGAUGCAGAAAGUGAACCCCUUCAAGUCCCACUCACAGGUAUCAGCUCCAGAGUUCAGAUCAGAGACGGAGCCAGUAGACGAGUGUCAGACCGACUCGCUGGUUCCUGCCGGACCCUCGUCACUGAAGACUCAGGAGCAUGGGGAUCUUCACAGCGACCUCUCGUCCAGCUCUGAGAGCUUGGAUGACAGAACCAUCGAGAGACAUUCUAUUUGGUACAUCGACUCCGACGCCACCUGUGAGGUGACAAAUGAGCCCGUGAAGCCAAAGAAACGAACCAUGACUUUCAGAAUAAAGAGGAUUCUGCCCAGUGCUUUGUUUGGACCUGGAGCAAAGGAUUCUGCAUCAGACUCUCAGGCCUUAAUCGAGGAGGUUGUUGAAGUUCAGACUCUAGAAAUGGCCGCGGUGCCGGUUCCCGGCGAAGGAACAGCCCUGGACCCUCUGGACGAUGAAGACGGCCUUUUGGAUUGGUGGAGGACAGUAGAAGGGUGGGAGGAGUGGAAUGCAGCAAACCAGAAUGAGGAAGCUGAAGAAGUUGUGGAAGACGCAGCCGAUCGUGUCUUCAUGGCAGCUCGUCUCUUCGUCCGCUUCUUCAACCAGCGCGGCGCCUCCCUGCAGCAGCGCGUCCUGGAGCUCCUGGGUUUGGCCGAUGCAGCCGACAGUUUUCACAAGAAAACCGUCACGGCCAGCGUCGGCGGGGGGGUGGCCAGCGUGGCCGGGUCCAUCACCACCAUCACCGGCCUCAUCCUGGCGCCCUUCACUGCGGGAACCUCCCUCAUCGUCACGGCCGUGGGCAUUGGCAUUGCUACAGCGGGCGGCGUGGCGUCUGCUUCGGCCAACAUCACGGACACGGUCCAUUCGAAGACGGACCGCAAGAAGGUGGAGAAGAUGAUCCAGGACUACGAGGAGGAGAUGAAGGACAUCAAGGAGUGUCUGGAGUUUCUGGAGGAGGGGAUGGAGACGCUCGAGCAGUGGGACUUUGAGAAAUUCGCUGAAACCAUCUCAAAAAAACACCUAAACCAGAACGUGAAACACGUGAUGAAGGAGGGCGGCCGAGCCGGCAAGGCCUUGGUCAUCAACACGGAGAGUCUGAUCAGCACGGUUCAGGUCCUCGGCGUUGCAGGCACCGCUGCCAAAGCCGCCCAGGUGAUGAGCAUCACCACCGGCGUCAUGUCGGGUCUCUUCCUGGCGCUCGAUGUCUUUUUCCUGGCGAAGGACUCCAUGGAAUUGAGGAAGGGCGCUAAGACGGACUUUGCAGGAAAAAUCCGAGAAGUUUGCAAAGACCUGCAGGACGGACUGCUUCAGCUGAACAACAUCAAGGAGCAGCUGCAGAAGACCAUGGAUGGGAUCGAGGUGGAGGUCGACGAAGAGGACGAAGAGCAGCUGAAGUCUGAUCUGAAGAAACUCAUGGAGCUUGAAGACUGAAGUAAUGGUGAUUGAAAUCCAAACUGAAGUUUCAAAAACAGUGUCAAUCCAAAAAGUCUAAGUAGAAAAUGGCCUUGUAGUUUUUAUAAUUAUUCCAUAACUGUACCAAACCUGCCAUGUUAUGACGAGAGUAUUGAAGUAGCUGCUUUGUAGGACUAUAUUUUAAAUAUUUAUUAGUUUAAUUAUUAAACUAGAGGUUACCAUAUUGUCAUUGUGAUUAUUUAAUGUUUCUUUGCAAUUAAAGUGUUUCUAACUUA